This is a messenger RNA of Chara braunii, 10143 nucleotides long. Lineage: Eukaryota; Viridiplantae; Streptophyta; Charophyceae; Charales; Characeae. The record is from the annotation of a GenBank genome assembly.
ACGCGACCUCUCGGCCGCCUGUCACGCUGGUCGGUAGUUCAAAGUGGAUGGGCGACCGGGUGUUUUACUGCUGUGGGGUUAUGGAUGGCGCUGGCCUCUCGCUUGUUCUGUGUGACGUGGAUUGUCACUGUGUGCGACAUUUGGGGAGAAGCGUUCACGUGCAACGUCUGGGGCUGGCGCAUCCCUGGAUCAGCUCCAUCUUCUCUCACUGGUUUUACAGCAUGCCGAGGGCGAUCACUGCAGUUUCUUGGCGAUCGCGUCGGCGAUGGAAGAUGCAGGGUGGAAGAGAGGAAGGCGAAGCUGUCUUCUACGUCCAGCUUUGUUGCUGGGUGGCUGACAGCUGACGUGUCGAGUCCGGAAACAGCACGGCUCGGAUCUUCGUCGAUUAGCAAAGACGGGUGGUUCUCCAGCGAACUAGAGUCGCAGAGGGAAGGGGCCAAUCGCAAGAGGUGGAGCACGAGGAUGCGACGGAGAGUUGAGUCUGGCGAACGCAGGUGUGCAGGCAUGUCUGAAACGCGGCCGAUUUGGACAUGCGGUGGAGGAGCGGGAUGUCGAGGGCAACAUAAUGUGGUAAGGAAGAGGAAAGGAGACAGAGGUGAGGAUUUGGGCGGAGUCGCUGACAUGGCUUUAGGAAGCGAGGGAGUGGAAAUCAUUUUCCGCGAGCGCACAUGUGAAGGACUUGCUGUUGGGCGGGUUCCUUCGAGAACGUCUGUAAGCUUGGCCCAAGUGGAUAGCUAUGGCCAGUUGGGGGUACACGAAACACAGCAGGCAGCGGUGGUUAUGGACUCUGAAGCAGCAGCACUAGCAGCACAAAUAGAAGGCGAAGUCGGUACAGCUGAUGAGAAGGAUGAAAGAGAUGCGCAACAACAGCGCGCAGAGGCGGAAAUGACGAAGGAGACUGUUUCCCGCGAAUGGAUCAUUAGGUUCACGGAGUACAAGCACGCGGCAGUUCACAAACAAUCUCUUGAAGGCGCUUUGGCGACGGAGGUUCCGAAAGACACAUGGCGUUGGAUACACAGAGAGAACCCGGCUUCAGCGUAUCCUACGGAUUUUGGACUGUUGGAGAUAUCGGACAGCCACUUGCAGAGGGUCAGAGUCAAGCUGGAGUCGUUGCCAUGGGUGAAAGGUGUGUCACAGCAAAUGAGAUUCAGGCGGGCAUUGAUGAUGGCAGAAGAGGGCGAAGGAUUGGGAAGUGGGGGAAGGGGUGAUGUACGUUCGUCCUGUUGUAAAGGCAAGACUUGGGACGGAGGGCAAGAAGAGACAGUGGAGCGAAGUGCUGGAGGAGGAGAUUCCGCUUACGACCGGAAUGGGCCGGUAACGAAGGCACCCGGACGGCUGCAGACCAGACUCUGCGUAGAUCAGGGAGUGUGUCUGGACCGGAGCACGGGGCGGGAUUCAUCGCUGUGGGAGAACGUGUCUCUAGCAGAUACACACAGAAAACUGCUGCAUCAGAAGGACCAAAUCACAUCUAUAUUCCAAGCUGAGCAGCUGUGGGAAAAAGGAUUUUCUGGCCAGAAGGUCCGGAUGGCAGUGUUUGACACGGGUGUGCGAAUUGACCAUCCACAUUUCAAGAACAUAAUGGAACGUACAAAUUGGACAGACGAAGACACGUUGGAUGAUGGCUUGGGUCAUGGCACAUUUGUCGCAGGUGUGAUUUCCAGUCAGGACUCAUCCUGCUUGGGAUUUGCUCCAGAUGCAGAGAUUUUUGCCUUUCGAGUUUUCACAAACAAACAGAUCCUGGAUAAGUGUAAUGCUUUCGUAAGCAAGGCGGAGCAAAAGGAAAGGGAGGAAUUGGAGGCGAAGGAAAAUGAGAGGAAAAAACGAGAGAAAGAGGAGGAGGCUGCGCAAAAGAGAAAAGAGCGUGAGGAAUUGGAAAAUUCUAUGGGUCAGAAGUUGGAGAGCCGGCUGGCUCCUAUGUACGAAGCAAUCAUGGGCAGAGGUGUGGCGAGUUCAAGUUCUGUAAAUGAAGAGAUGGAGAAAUUGCGACGUGAGAAUGCGGAUUUGCGAACCAAGUAUGGGAUCAAGGAGCAGUUGCCUUCCACGGAGGCUAUUGAUCGAUUGCAACGCAAAAACGUUGAAUUGCGGAGGCAAGAGGCUGAUCUCAAGCAGAAGAUGGAGGGAGAUUUGGCGGCGUUGAGAUGGGAGAUUCGGGAAAUGUGGGAGUGUCGGGAGAAUUCGGGAAAAAGUGAUUUGGCUAAACAGGUUGAGGAUCUACGCACUGAGAUGGAGGCUCUGCGUAAGCGUAAUGAAGAAACUGAGGAGGUGGCCCAGCUCUGGCGAAAUGAAGCCCUUCGUCCCGGUAACAAGAGGGGGAGUAUUAAUGUUGCAACUCCUAUCUCUGAGGGGAGGGCAGCCACAAGGUCAAAGUCGGUAAGCACAUCAGAGGAGGCUCGGAGACUUCGGGCUGAGCUACUGGACUUGCAUGAGAGGCGUACAUGUGAUCUUACGGAGGUCGAGCUUCUAAAGCAAAGGCGGGUGGACGCUGAAGCCAAGCGAGUUGAAGCCGAGGCAGAGCUGCAGAAGCUAAGAGAACAAAUGCACAAGCUAUCUACAGAUGCGGGGGAAGCUGCCACGCCGGCAAGCGUGGGCACCAACCUCAAGGACAGGAUGGAGGAGGCGGCGAAGAGUGGGUUUCGUUCGGGGCGUAAGGGCAAGAUGAAAAUGACAGCUGGCCGAGUGCCCUGCCCAGAUGCAAGUGCGAAAAAAGCUAACGAUCGGUUUGUUAUGCUUCAGGACGAAAGGAAACGAUUGAAGGCUUUGAAGAAGUCCGGUCUGGAGGCCUUGUGUGAGGAAGAGGGCCUGCGAUAUAAGACUAUUGAAAUAACGUCGGAGGAACUAGCACAGCUCUAUACGGCCAGGAUGUUCGAUGGAGAUGGUGGGAAGCAUGACGAUGCGAAGCGGAGGCAUGGGGCGGUGGAGGAAAGUGAUGUCGCGGUUGAAGAGGAGGUGCCCUCAGACUCGAUCAAUAAUGAGGAAGAGGUUAUGCGGCAGUGUGGGGCUGAAUACGUUCGGGACGGGUUUGAUUGUCUGGGGAAAUGGAACGUGCGAGGUGUGCUGGGGCAGGCAUACUCAUUCCCCAAGCACAAGGAUAUUUCAAGGUGGCGACCGAUUUGUCCCACCUUUUCGGAACCAGGGGUGACUGCCAGUGAAAAUGUGGCGCGGGCUGUGAAUCAGUUGUUGUGGGAUUUGCCGAAGGGUAUGAAUUUUAAUCUGAAGAGUAUGGCGGAAUUGGCACCUGCCUUGGGCCAGAUCAAUAAACAGUUAAAGAAGGGAGAAUUUUUUGUCAACGCUGCAUUUGACAUUAAGGAAAUGUUCUGUAACCUGCCUCAUCAGUCUAUUAUGGUAGCAGUCAGGUGGGUAGUGGAUUUCUGGGUGGUUAGAGAAUGCAAAGGAGUGCUGGUUAGGACUAGAGGUAAGGGAGCGAAGUUGAGGUUUGGAAAAACAGAGAUGGGUUGGACCUCCAUUCCUCUGGAUGUGAUAGAAAAUUUUGUUUCUUUUGAGCUUGGUUCGACCUUUUUCAAAGCGUGCGGGCAGUUGCUGCAACAGAAGGUGGGGAUUCCGAUGGGUAAGGCCUCCAGCCCUGCCCUGGCUUGCCUCCUCUGCACUUACAAUGAAUUUAUGUUUUUGACGUCGUUGGGGUGCGAUCAGCGACUGGUGAAUGGCCUGCGUAUGAUGGAUGACGUGUCAGCUAUGAUCUGCUGCAAAGAAGGAAAUGGCGGGUCUUUGCGUAAGGCUGGUGAAAUUAUGGGCACGUUCCGGGUGUGUUAUGAUGACAACCUCGUUCUGGAGCAGACUAGUGAAGGUGAUUGCUGGGAUUUCCUUGGUUGUGUGAUGAAAGCUCUGGAAUGGCCAUGGGGUUUGCAGUGUGUUGCUUUGCACAAAAAUCAACGGAGUUACAAAGAGAAGGGAGUGAAGUUUCAGAACCUGCAGGACUUCGACUCCUAUACGAUGCUUGGGCCGGCUCGCCAGCUCGGUGGGGAGGUGCUUCGGCCAGCUUGGUGGGGAGGUGUUGGGGGAGUGUUUGGGCCGACUCGCCAGCUCGGUGGGGAGGUGCUUCGGCCGGCUCGGUUGGGAGGUGCUUUGGCCGUCUUGGUGGGGAGGUUCUUUGGCCGUCUUGGUGGGGAGGUGCUUCGGCUAGCUCGCUGGGGAGGUGGUGGGGAGGUCCUUCGGCGGGGUCGGUGGGGAGGCGGUGGGGAGGUGCUUCGGCUGACUUCGUGGGGAGGUGCUUCGGGCAACUCGGUGGGGAGGUGCUUCGGCCGACUUGGUGGGGAGGUGGCUAGGUUCUUUGGCGGGCUCGGUGGGGAGGUGGUGGGUAGGUGCUUUGGCGGGCUCGGUUGGGAGGUGGUGGCUAGGUGCUUCGGCUGGCUCGGUGGGGAGGUGAUGGGGAGGUGCUUCGGCUGGCUUGGUGGGCAGGUGGUGGGGAGGUGCUUCGGCCGGCUCGGUGGGGAGGUGGUGGGGAGGUGCUUCGGCCGGCUUGGUGGGGAGGUGAUGGGGAGGUGCUUCGGCCGGCUGGGAGGGGAGGUGCUUUGGUCGUCUUGGUGGGGUGGUUCUUUGGCCGUCUGGGUGGGGAGGUGCUUCGGCCGGCUCGGUGGGGAGGUGGUGGGGAGUCGCUUUGGCCGACUCGGUGGGGAGGUGCUUUGGCCGACUCGGUAUGGAGGUGGUGGGGAGGUGCUUCAGCCGGCUCGGUGCUUUGGCCGGCUCGGUGGGGAGGUGAUGGGGAGGUGCUUCGGCCAGCUCGGUGGGGAGGUGGUGUGGAGGCGCUUCGGCCGGCUCGGUGGGGAGGUGGUGAGGGGGUGCUUCGGGCGGCUCGGUGGGGAGGUUCUUUGGCCGCCUCGGUGGGUUGGUGCUUUGACCUCGUCGGUGGGGAGGUGCUUCGGCCGGCUCGGUGGGGAGGUGCUUUGGCCGUCUCGGUGGGGAGGUGGUGGGGAGGUGCUUUGGUCGGCUCGGUGGGGAGGUGGGGUUUCCUGGGAUUUGCGAAAAGCAGCACCCUACGAUGUUUAUGACAAAGUAGAAUUUGAUGUACCCGUAGGUACACGAGGAGAUUGUUAUGAUCGUUAUUGUGUCCGCAUUGAAGAAAUGCGACAAAGUCUUCGAAUCAUUGUCCAAUGCUUGAAUCAAAUGCCUAGUGGCAUGAUCAAAGCGGAUGAUCGUAAACUUUGUCCUCCUUCACGCUCUCAAAUGAAACAAUCCAUGGAAUCCUUAAUUCAUCACUUUAAGCUUUACACGGAGGGUGUGUCUGUACCAGCUUCUUCUACGUACACCUGUGUAGAAGCACCCAAAGGCGUCUUUAGGUGUCUAUGGUAUUAUAACAGCAGGUCUUUGUGGCAUACUCGCUUGAUGCGGGAGAUGAUCGCAAAGUCGGGGAAUGACGGUGGUGGGGAGGUGGUGGCGGAGGGAGCGGACGUAUCGGACGAAGCGGUCCGUGGAGGUGGCAGAAUUGUUCAAGGUAGUCAUCAAUGGUUUUCUACGGAAGGUGGCAGUGAGAAGGUUGGCCCAUUGGAGGAAGGAGUGACGUGGUCCUUCGGAGGCUCGGCGAUUGCUGACGUCAACCAUCCACCAUUUGGCGCCAUUGCCGAGGAGGCGGGAGGUGCCAAUGGGGAGCCAGUGGGCAAGGGGCAUGUGGUGGAGGUGAAAAGAGUCUCAUACACGUCGUGGUUUCUUGAUGCAUUCAACUAUGCCAUUGCCACGAAGAUGAAUGUCCUCAAUUUGAGCAUUGGUGGUCCGGAUUACAUGGACCGUCCGUUUGUUGAGAAGGUGUGGGAGAUGACUGCCAACAACAUCAUUAUGGUAUCUGCUAUUGGAAAUGAUGGGCCUCUUUAUGGAACCCUCAACAAUCCAGCUGAUCAGAGUGACGUGAUUGGAGUUGGAGGUAUUGAUUAUAGUGAUCACGUUGCAUCUUUCUCGUCUCGAGGAAUGAGUACAUGGGAGCUCCCUCAUGGGUAUGGGCGCAUGAAGCCAGACAUUGUGGCCUAUGGUAGGGAGGUCAUGGGCUCAAAGAUUGUGGGAGGGUGCAGAAGCCUCUCGGGAACGAGUGUUGCAUCUCCUGUUGUGGCUGGUGCUGUCUGCUUGCUUGCAAGUGUGAUCCCAGAGGAAGGCAGAUGGGAUAUUUUGAACCCUGCAAGCAUGAAGCAAGCUCUAGUAGAGGGGGCGGUGUCGGGUGCCGAAAACAAGAUGGCGCGAUGGUUGCCUUCCCCGAUCUAUACUAGCGGCCCGGAAAUGCCAGUAGAUGUAAAGGAAGGAGUGUCGGUUGUCCUUCCGGAAAAUGGAACGUGGACGGACCUUGAACCAUCAUAUCAAACGGUAAUGCUGCAAGGAGGGGAUGCUUUUCUUUGGAUAGAAACGGUAUGGACCAAUGUCAGCUUGACGAGGUUGUCGCCAAGUUUAAUGGAUUUGGAAUACCGAGGGACAGCGGAAGCCCGCGGGUGGGUCUACUUGUCGCAAGAUGGGGAGAAAGCUAUGAUCAUAGAGUUGGCACUCGGGAAUACGCCGGACGAGUUGUUUAGGAAGGCAGAAGCAGAGGUUGUGUGGGCUGCAUGUCAACGGAGGGAAAUGGAAAUGGAAAAGGUAGACGUACGGGUGGAACUUGGGGAUAGAGGAAGCAUGAGGCGACCCGUAAGAACCAUGCGAUGUGUGCUGCCCCCCUUCCUAGUGGAUGCGGUUUUCGGAACUCGGAGCAGGCUAGUGCGAAUAUGCCAGUCCAUGACGAACCUCGGGCUAUACCAAUGCGCUAGGCAAGAUUUUUUUCGGUUAUCAGUAGAGAUGGGACCGUUCGAGGGGAACUUGGCAGAGGAGCUGGCCGAGAUACUAAACGGCCUUAGCAUAGACAAUAUCUUUGUCCCUAGCGCUGUGCAUUGGGGGAUAGUCUACAAGAAUGUGGCAAUAGGGGAGACGUUUCUAGAUGGGGAAAGGCGACAUUACGAGAUGGCCCGGGGAAUGACGUUCUGGGAGGAUAGACCUCGUGGGAUCCUGCCACCAAGAAUAUCAGAAGGCAGGGUCGAAAUAAGCUUGCCAUCAAGAAAUGCGGUAAGCAAUCCAAUAAUGGACUGGGUGGGGGUAGAGUUGGUGGAAGAUACGGUGUACCUAGAAGUGGAGCUGGAAUGGUGUGCGAGAGGGGAGUUCGGGGGCGUAGACUUGAACCUCCCCGGGCGUGUACAGGCGACGGUAUCCUUACACCUGUCGGAAGAGGGAUGGCGGACCUUUGGGAUUGCUUUGGCUUCCGGGGAUGACCCUGUGCGAAUGUUCGAAGGGGCAUGGCAAAUAACCUGGCGGGAGGGGUUUGAGUUUGCAGACACGGUACGAGAUGACGUAACGGCAGAGGCUAGCCCUAGGUUGCUCAAAGGGCUCAGACAACUGUUGACUCGGAGGCGAGUAGAAAUAGGCGACAACCCCGAAUUACCAGAAGGGGAGAGGGAGGAGGAAGCUCUGCAAGAAGUGGCUAACCUUCAGAGGAGUCACGAGGACUUGGAGGAUCUCGAAAAAGCCUUUGCAGACAUUCGUUUGAGCUUGCCCGACCGAGAGGGCGGCGAAGUCAUGAGAUCACCACCCGGGACGAAGCUUAGCUUUCAUGCGCUUCCCGUAGGGAAACUGAAAAUCCAGAUCGGGAGUCAUCAUACCGACGCAUUAGUAGACGGGGGAGCAGAGAUCACUCUCAUAAGAAGAGAUUUCGCAACGAUCACAGAAUGUACGGUAAACAAGGAAGUAACAGGGAGCAUCCGGGGAGCUGGCGGGGAAAUCUCGUUCGCUGGGAAGCCGGAUCCGGCAAAGACCGACAAGAUAUCACAGUGGCCGACACCGCUGCGCACGACGACGGAGGUAAGGGCAUUCGUAGGCGUAGUCGGCUUCUGGAGGAUCUUCAUUAAGAACUUUGCCAAGAUUGUUGAGCCUAUCCGGGCUAUGAUCAGGAAAGAAGGAACCAUGGAUUGGACGGAGGAGCGAGAAGGAGCUGUCCAAAGGCUGAAGGACAUAUUGACAUCUGAGACAGUCGCCCUGUUCGCGCCUUGUUUUAAUGACGAAGUGGGACGACCCUUCGUCUUAGAGACGGAUGGAGGACCUUUGGCCGUAGGAGGUGUGUUGAUUCAAAGGGAUGAGGGAGGAAAAGAGAGGCCGAUUAGGUUCGAAAGUAGAACCCUGAACUCCGCAGAACGGCGGUACUCGCAAUUCAAGAAGGAAGUCCUAGCCAUCCUGCAUUGCCUUGAGACCUUCCAGGCCUACCUAUUUGGGAGGCGGUUCAUCUUAAGGAUCGAUCCGACGAAUGUCGCAGGGGCUUUUAAGAAUUACAGGCCUAUAGAUCCGACGGUUCUCCUGACGGACUACCUAAGGUGCCUACCUGCAGAGGUAAGGACCAAGCUGGUUGACGAGGCCUAUGUAGAACAGCACACCUUCGGUUCUUUUUGUAAGAAAGCUCUGGACAUAGAGGCAAAGUUGGGGUCUGCUCAUAAGGUAUCUCAUGAUGGUAAGAAGAGACUACCCCAGGACUGGAAGAAGAAAUGUCAGUUAAUGUUCGUUGACCAUGAUGGUCAAACGACGGAGAUUGACGAAUUCCCAGACCUUGGGGAGUUGACAGAGCAGGAUGGGGCCAGCGAGACUUCGGAUGGGGGAGUCGUGGCACCUAUCAAGGAAAAGGCUAAAGGGACCGGGAAGAAGAAGGUAGGACGGUCCGCGGGUCAGGGAGACCAAGGGACACCCACAUGGGUGAAGCUUGGUUUGGAUUAUGAGCACGCGAUGAACAGGAUUUUUCAUGACUACCUGGACAAGUUUAUCGUCGUGUACCUCGACGAUAUUCUCAUCUUUAGGACUGUAGAGGAGCACGCUGAGCACUUGAAAACAGUGCUAGGUCUCCUUAGACAGCACCAGUACAAAGUGAACUUGGAUAAAUGCGAGUUUGGUCGCUCCAAGAUCCUGUACUUGGGUCAUGAAAUUUCAGCAGAUAGAUUGGGGUCGGAAGAUGCGAAGGUGGCUAGCAUACGUGACUGGCCCAGACCUCAAACUGUUACUGAGGUCAGAUCGUUUUUGGGGAUGACGGGCUACUAUCGUCCGUUUGUGAAAAACUAUAGUACUAUAGCUUCCCCAUUGACAGAUCUAACUCGACUUGACACCCCUUGGGAGUGGACUGAAGAGUGUGAAGCAAGCUUCAAGAAAUUGAAGUAUGUUGUGACACACUACGAAGUUCUUAAACUUCUUGAUCCUGAUAAGCCGUUUUUCGUGACCACAGACGCCAGCCAAUAUGGCAUAGGCGAGGUGCUUGCUCGAAAGGAGGGGCCCAAGUUGAGACCUAUCGAGUACAUGAGCAAAAAGAUGCCAUCUCAGAAACUAGCUAAGUCCACGUAUGAGCCUAAAACUGACUACGUCAUCAAACUGUUUAUGGAUAAUUGGGUACGGGAUUUUGGUUUGCCUACAUCCAUCGUUAGCAAUCGGGAUGUGAGAUUCACAAGUGAACUGUGGCAGUCAACUGCAGAACAGAUGAACCGGGUAGUACAGCACUUGCUUCGGCACUACAUUAAGCCAAGUAAGGAUGACUGGGAUGAGAAGUUACCUCUCGUCGCCAGCUUGUACAACAAUGCUGUGCACAGUACACCGGUAGGUGAACGAGUCUGGGUAAAGUCAUCUGAAUUAGGUCAGGAGUUGGGGAUAUCCAGAAAACUGAUGCCACAAUGGGAGAUCUUGGACGUUGUAGGGGAUCAACCGGAUGGGCCUUCAUACGUGAUCCGUAUUCCUGCACACCUACGCACCUACCCAGUGUUUCAUGCCUCCAAGCUGGCACCUUUCGCCGCCGCUGAGCAGUUUCCUUCCAGAAGAUCAAAGCUGCCCCCAACCAUGGAUGGCGAAGUGGACAUUGACCAGAUCAUCGAGCAUCGAGUGAUGCCCGCUCCUCGACCAUCAGGCAGAGGGCGACCUCCUAAACCGAGAAUGCAGUAUCAUGUGAGCUUCGGACAUCAUCUGGAUCCUAAAGAAGACCGGUGGUUCACACGAGAAGAACUCAUGAGAGCAGCACCUCAAGUAAUCGCAGGCUAUGAAAGAGCACCCAAGGGGAAAAUGCCUGUAGAAUAAGAGACUUCUCAGAGGACUCAUGAAGUAAAGGAGGAGGGAAUGCGAGGAUCAGGGUCCUCGGUAGGCCUAUGGGGCCCUGUUUGCAGCCUUACCCGC